UUCCCAAAAUCAGAAAAUAAAUUCACGAAUCGAGGGAAACCCUAGGAGAGAGAGGAGAGAAUGGGGAAGAAGAAGAAGAGAGCAGCGAAGGUGUUUUGCUACUACUGCGAGAGGGAGUUCGAGGACGAGAAGAUUCUUGUUCAGCACCAGAAGGCCAAGCACUUCAAGUGCCAUGUCUGCAACAAGAAGCUCUCCACCGCCUCUGGCAUGGCCAUCCACGUCCUCCAGGUCCACAAGGAGACCGUCUCCAAAGUUCCUAAUGCUAAUCCCGGGAGAGAAUCCACUGAAAUUGAAAUAUUUGGAAUGCAAGGAAUCCCAGAUGAUAUUCUAGCUGCCCAUUACGGAGAGCAAGAUGAAGAUAACCCUUCAAAGCUAGCCAAAGUCGAGGUCCCACCAACUAACGUUGUUGGUGUGAUGCCUCCUGGAUCAGUGGGCAUGGGGUUUCCGCCGCAAUCAACAUUUGGUGCAAUACCACCAAUUUACAAUUCUGCAGUUGCAGUCCCUCCUGGUUGGCCGGUUCCUCGUCCACAGCCUUGGUUCCCACAGCAUCCAGCAGUUCCUGUUCCUCCUGCUGCACCCUUAGGACUGGCACAAAGGCCUUUGUUUCCCAUACAAAAUGUGACACCUCCUCUGCCAUCUGCUACACUUCAACCUUCAUUUCAAACUACACCACCUGGACCUCUCUCAUCUAGUCCUACUCCUGUAUCUCAGCCCUUAUUUCCUGUUGUUGGUACUGCAAGUAUUCCUAGUCAAAAUUCACAAGUUACUGCAGCUGCAUUGUCGGCCCCCAUUACAUCAAGCACCCCUUCAGAACUCAAUAACCCUUCAUACUCCAGUAUUAACACAUCUAUGGUAAAUGGCUACCAUGCUCCAAGUAUUCAAGCAGGGACAUUAGUCAGUUCACAUACUUAUGCUUCCGGUUCAAACACCAGUGGCCCAUCGAUUGGACCCCCACCGAUGAUAGCAAACAAAGCUCCGGUAAUCCAGCCAGCAAGUAAUGAGGUCUACCUUGUAUGGGAUGAUGAGGCGAUGUCCAUGGAGGAAAGAAGGAUGUCAUUACUGAAGUAUCAGGUGCAUGAUGAAACUAGCCAGAUGAACUCGGUUGAUGCAGCCAUUGACAGGAGGAUAUCUGAGAGCAGACUUGCUGGUCGAAUGGCUUUCUAGCUUAACCGUAACAUAGAGGGUUCAGCGUCGAUGCUCCUUCAUCAUCCUUCUUAGAUUAACACACACACAAGGGGAUUUUACUCCCUGACCUUUCCUUCUUUAUUGGUUCAGGUCACUGGUAUCAUCCAUCCCUGUUGUAUGACCCUUCUUGUUAGAAGGGAGAUUAGAUAAUAGGGAGCCAUUCUUCCCCCUCAAAGCAGUAUUUUGAACAGAAAUAGGAAUUUUUGGAUGUUCUUUUUUAUCUUGGAAAUUUAUUCUAAAAUUCGGUAUACAAAUUUGCUUAUUUGUUGUUAUUGAUGCAAGUCCCCAAUUCCAUGUAUUAUUUUGAGAUA
Messenger RNA from Vitis riparia (riverbank grape), 1496 nucleotides. RefSeq names its product protein SUPPRESSOR OF FRI 4-like. Bases 61 to 1164 code for a protein of 367 amino acids. The transcript is spliced from 7 exons. Lineage: Eukaryota; Viridiplantae; Streptophyta; Magnoliopsida; Vitales; Vitaceae. Gene Ontology annotation, molecular function: DNA binding. The record is from RefSeq and is a predicted model, not a curated record. Gene Ontology annotation, cellular component: nucleus.